Dicrocoelium dendriticum is the source of this 1646-nucleotide messenger RNA. The record is from the annotation of a GenBank genome assembly. NCBI's taxonomy places the organism in Eukaryota, Metazoa, Platyhelminthes, Trematoda, Plagiorchiida, Dicrocoeliidae.
UUUGAUUUGAGGCUACUCCCUACAAACGAUCUCUCAGUAGCCAAGUUAAUUCUUGGAACUUUGCACAAUGGGGUGUGCUUGGAGUGAUCCUGACAAAAAUCACCAAGACACCAGUAAAGCGAUAGAAAAGCAGAUUCGUCAAGAUGCAGAAAAGGCGAUGAAAGAGGUAAAGCUAUUGCUACUCGGAGCUGGUGAAUGUGGAAAGUCCACUGUUUUGAAACAAAUGAAAAUUAUACAUGGUGAAGGUUACAAAGAGGAAGAAAGGAAGGAAUACGUUUGCAUCAUAUUUGCAAACAUUGUUCAAUCGAUGAUCAAAAUACUGAAAGCAAUGGAGUCUCUGGAGAUUGUACCUGACACCUUCGACCCAGAGGAGGAGGUUAAAAAGCUGAAUGGAUAUCUCGUCAGCGUUGAAGAUGGAGUGUUUCCAGAAGAGCUGGCCAAGCUUCUACACACCCUUUGGGAAACACCAAGCGUACAGAAGUGCUUUUCAAGAGCAAAGGAAUACCAACUAAAUGACUCAGCCGGGUAUUAUAUACAAUCCCUAGAUAGGAUAUCUGCCCCAGGCUAUACUCCAACAGAGCAAGAUGUGUUGAGAUCUCGAGUAAAGACCACUGGGAUAGUUGAAACAAAUUUCAGGUUCAAAGACCUCGAUUUCAAAGUUUUUGAUGUCGGUGGCGGAUACGCAAAACUGGAUACAUACGAAGUGCAUGUCAGGUGGUCAACGGUCGGAGAGAAAAAAGUGGAUGCACUGUUUCGAGGGUGUUACCGCUAUUUUAUUUAUUGUGGCGAUGUCAGAGUACGACUUAAAAUUAGCCGAAGAUCAGACAACGAACCGAAUGCAUGAGUCGCUGAAGUUAUUUGAAUCCAUUUGCAACAGCCAAUGGUUUGUUGAGACCAGCAUCAUACUCUUUUUAAACAAAAAGGAUCUAUUUAUGGAAAAAAUCAAGACAUCACCGCUGACCAUUUGCUUUCCUGAGUAUACUGGCGGCCAGAGUUUUGAGGAGACGUCAGCCUACAUCCAGAGUAAGUUUGAAGAGCUCAACCGGAGGAAAGCUACCAAAACAAUCUACACGCACUUCACUUGUGCCACGGACACCAACAAUAUCCAUGUUGUUUUCGACGCCGUCAUUGACGUGAUCAUCAAAUCCAACUUAAAGGACUGCGGUCUAUUCUGAUUAUAACUAGUCAGAAGGGUACCCUGGAACACAGCAAUCGUGGCCUCAGAGACAAAAUCCCAGUGGUUACUUGAUUUCAGUCAUACGUUCAUCAUGCACAGCGUAUCAUUCCACAUCAAAAAUGACAAACAGAUCACAGCCUCAGAGUUCCCGAUACUGUGAGUUCAUCGCCCCCAACCUGCGGUUAACCACGUCUGAAGUGAUCUUCGCAGUUUCGACUCUUUUCGUAUUUGUCUGACACUGUGUACCAGAUGACCUAGAAAAAUGUACUGACCAACCGAAGUACUUUCAACGCCGAUUAAGAUGCUCUUUAUGCCCAUACCCAACAAUGUUCUGUGAGGUUGUCCCUCACUCCAGCAACAGAACACAACAGCUUGGUUCCUUAUGCACAGUGUUCAGAAAUAUCUUCGAACUACGAAAUAAAUUCACUUUGGUUGACGUCCAGACAAUGAAUUCUUCACAGCCUGUUCA